AUGGCGGCGACUGCAGCCACCCCCGGCACGGCCGCCUGCAGUAGCAGUAGCGGCAGCACUGGCACCGACGCCGCGGACAGCAGCGGCAGUGGAUUGCAGCAGCUGCCGCCGGCGCCGCAGCCCCAGCCCGCGGUCACCGCGCCGGCCCAGCUGCCACCACUCGAGCCCCCCAGGAAGUCGCGCAUGGACCCUCGGCGGCGCCAGGCUGCCCUCUCCUUCCUCACCAACAUUUCUCUAGACGGCAGGCCGCCGCUGCAGGACGAGGAGUGGGGCAGCGGCGAGGAGAGCAGCGCGGUGAAGGCGGGUGGCGGCAGCGCCUGCGGCGCGAGGACCCGCCUCGGCAUGCUAGUCGCUGCCGAUCGCGGUGGCUGCACUGCGCUUGCGGCGGCGCUGACAGCAGGAUCCGGCCCCUGUGUCCCGCAGCACUCGCCUUUGCCGCCCUUGCCCUCGUGGGGCCACCCGACCGUGCCCGGCCCCGCAGCUGCCCGGGGGUUCGCCAGCCCUCUGGGCGCGGGUCGGGCGUCAGGUGAGCAGCCUCAGCUGCACGACGGGCAGGGGGGCGCCGAGCUGGAGGAGUUAGAAGAGGAUGAUGCCUUUACGAGCGUGCAGGUGCCUGCGGCCGCCUUCUUAGUUUCCGGGACCCCCGGGACCGGGAGUGGCAGUCGGGGGCGCCUCAACUCGUUCACUCAGGGAAUCCUGCCCAUCGCCUUCUCCAGACCGACCUCGCAGAACUACUGCGCGCUAGAGCAGCCGGGUCAGGGGGCCAGCACCAGCGCCUUCGAGCAGUUGCAGAGGUCCCGACGUCGCCUCAUCUCCCAGAGAUCUUCCUUGGAGACACUGGAAGAUAUUGAAGAGAAUGCCCCUCUCAGGAGAUGCCGAACGCUCUCAGGUUCGCCCAGACCAAAGAACUUUAAGAAGAUUCAUUUUAUCAAGAACAUGAGGCAACAUGAUACCAGGAAUGGCAGAAUAGUCCUUAUCAGUGGCAGAAGAUCCUUCUGUAGUAUCUUUUCAGUGCUGCCGUAUCGUGACAGUACCCAAGCCGGGGAUUUGAAGUUGGAAGGAGGGAGACAGUCAGCAGGCGCCGUGAGCUUGAAAGAGAUCAUUGGUCUGGAGGGCGUGGAGCUGGGUGCUGACGGGAAGACUGUUUCUUAUACCCAAUUUCUGUUACCCACAAACGCCUUCGGGAGCCGGAGAAGCACCUUAGACUCCACCUCCUCCUUCUCUCAGUUCCGGAACCUGAGCCACCGCAGCCUCUCCAUUGGACGGGCGAGCAGCACCCAGGGGAGUCUCGACACAGGUAGUGACUUAGGAGAUUUCCUGGACUAUGAUCCCAAUCUUCUGGACGAUCCACAGUGGCCUUGUGGCAAGCACAAGCGAGUUCUGAUCUUCCCCUCGUAUAUGACCACAGUCAUUGACUAUGUGAAGCCCUCUGAUCUCAAGAAGGACAUGAAUGAGACCUUCAAGGAGAAGUUUCCACACAUUAAGUUGACACUCAGCAAAAUAAGGAGUCUGAAGCGAGAGAUGCGGAAGCUUGCUCAGGAGGACUGUGGCUUUGAGGAGCCCACUGUGGCCAUGGCCUUUGUCUACUUUGAGAAGCUAGCCCUCAAGGGAAAGCUAAACAAACAGAACCGGAAGCUUUGUGCUGGAGCUUGUGUGCUAUUAGCGGCCAAAAUUGGAAGUGACCUCAAAAAGCACGAAGUCAAGCAUCUAAUUGAUAAACUGGAAGAGAAGUUCCGGCUGCAUAGACGCGAGCUGAUUGCCUUUGAAUUCCCCGUUUUAGUGGCCUUGGAGUUUGCUCUCCACUUGCCAGAGCAGGAAGUUAUGCCUCACUACCGGCGCCUGGUGCAGGGCUCCUAG
Chrysochloris asiatica (Cape golden mole) is the source of this 1857-nucleotide messenger RNA. RefSeq names its product Cdk5 and Abl enzyme substrate 1 (gene CABLES1). The transcript is spliced from 10 exons. Bases 1 to 1857 code for a protein of 618 amino acids. The record is from RefSeq and is a predicted model, not a curated record. Gene Ontology annotation, cellular component: cytosol. NCBI's taxonomy places the organism in Eukaryota, Metazoa, Chordata, Mammalia, Afrosoricida, Chrysochloridae. Gene Ontology annotation, biological process: regulation of cell cycle; nervous system development.